Molecule: messenger RNA, 1878 nt
Organism: Colletotrichum lupini
Lineage: Eukaryota; Fungi; Ascomycota; Sordariomycetes; Glomerellales; Glomerellaceae
Product: myb-like DNA-binding domain-containing protein
Exons: 1
Coding region: 1-1878 (625 amino acids)
Biological process (GO): RNA polymerase III preinitiation complex assembly
Cellular component (GO): transcription factor TFIIIB complex
Molecular function (GO): TFIIIC-class transcription factor complex binding
Source: RefSeq, a predicted model, not a curated record
AUGAGUUCCAUGUUCAAGAAAAAGGCCGGCAUGGCUUUCAAGCCAAAAAUGCCCAUGGCCCGUCCUCGAGCGCCUGGAGCAGGAGCAGCAGCACCGCAGCCAUCAAGGACCCCGUCGACGACUGCCGCCGCAAUUGCGCCCACAGCAGAGAGUAGCUCGAGCGAAUCUACCGAAAAGACCGCGCCGUCGACCGCCGAGAAACGAGCCAAUUCGAGAGAUACGCCCAGAGACGUGCCUACGAGUACCCCGCCAUCGACCGAGCCGAGAACGACGAAGGCUGCCACGCCCCAGACACAACCCACGACGAGCGAGUCCUCUACAAAACCUACUUCCACAGUGGAAUCAGCUGGAACAGAUCAGUCCACAGAGCCGCCAACACAAACUCGUCCACGGCCACCGUCCGCGACGCCCGCUCCUGCUGCAGAGGCUACUGUCAGCGAGGCAUCGACACCAGCCCAACUCCAGACCCCGCCCGCUACUGCUCCCUCGGCCGACGUGGUGCCUUCAACAGAGGACGCGGCGCAGACGGCGGCAACAGACGACACAUCAAAGACUACCGUCAAGAAGGCACCUGCCAAGCGACCUCGAAAACGAGCAACACAGACGAGCGAGACUGCCGAAGAGGGCGAAGAGAGUGCUGCGGCGCCUAAACCCAAAAGACAACGAAAACAGCCGGCAGACGGGGAAGCCGCGCCGAAACGACCGCCUCGGCCGAGAAAGAAGAUGACCACGGAAGAAGGAGAAACGGAUGCCGCUACUACUGUCAACAAGCCAUCACGACCUCGGCAAGCCCGCUCCGUGACGCCAGAAGAUGCGGAGGACCAGGAGGCCGACCUCACCACGCUUACCAUGGGCGAUUUGACACGAGACUUGCGCAUCGGCAAGAAGUUCAGCAGACACGACGAGCUUCUCCAGCGCCACCGCGAGAAGCAGGCAAAGUCCAGAGAGAAACUCAAGGCGAAGAGGAACGGCUCGGAGGAUGUGGCUUCAGAGAGCGGGACACCGGCACCGACGAGCGACAAGGCCACGCCGGCAGCCCCUCCGCCGCCGAACCCGACCAGCAUGGCCUCCACCGGGCCCCAGUUCCAAAUCAUUGACGGACAGAUUGUGGUGGACCAAAACUCCCUCAGCCUCGAUCGACACGCCAUCGCCGCUGCGGCCGCCGAGGGCGAGGACAUGCUCGAGAUUGAAGAAAACGACUUCACGACGCUGACGACCCAGAACAGCUACCGCACGGGCUCCAAGCUCAAGGGCCCCAACGUGUGGAACGAGGAGGAGACGGAGCUCUUCUACCGCGGGCUGCGCAUGUUCGGCACCGACUUCCAGAUGAUCAGCGGCAUGUUCCCCGGCAAGAACCGGCGGCACGUCAAGAUGAAGUUCAACCGCGAGGAGCGCCACCGGCCCGCGCGCAUCGACGCCAUCCUCGUCGGCAAGAAGGAGCUGCAGAUCGACCUGGAGGAGUACAAGACGUGGACAAAGGCCGAGUACGAGCCCGUCGAGGCCAUCAUGGCGGCGCAGCGCGCGCAGCAGGCCGAGUUCGAUGCCGAGCAGGCCAAGAUCAAGGCGGCCAAGGACGCCAUCAAUGCCAGGAACCUCGCUUCGCUGCAGGACAAGCGCGAGGGCGGAGGGGACGCCGAAGGCGAGGGUUCCGCGGCGGGUGCUGCUGGCGGCGUCGGCGGUGGUGGUGGAAGCGGCGGCGGCGCCAAACCCAAGAGGCAGCAGGCCAACGUCGGUCCUCAGAUCACGGUUGACGCGGACGGCAUGAUUACCAUUGACGAGACGAACAUGGACCCCGACGCGGGACGCAAGAAGAGGGGCGCGGGCAAGACGAAGAAGAAGGCCGUAGAGUACAACAUGCGUGGCGAGAUUAUCCACUGA